Messenger RNA from Gracilinanus agilis (Agile Gracile Mouse Opossum), 1203 nucleotides. Its product is annotated as cytochrome P450 26B1. Bases 1 to 1203 code for a protein of 400 amino acids. The transcript has 5 exons. Gene Ontology annotation, molecular function: monooxygenase activity; iron ion binding; heme binding. Lineage: Eukaryota; Metazoa; Chordata; Mammalia; Didelphimorphia; Didelphidae. Gene Ontology annotation, biological process: sterol metabolic process. The record is from RefSeq and is a predicted model, not a curated record.
AUGGAAGCAGCCAUAAACCAUCAGACGUACGGCUGCAGCUCUGAGGCCCCCUCCGUGUCCCCCACGCCAGCCUCCAUGUCCCCCACACUGGCCUCUGUCUUCUCCAAGAUCUUCAGCCACGAAGCCCUGGAGACGUACCUCCCCAAAAUCCAGCUGGUCAUCCAGGACACGCUGAGGGCGUGGAGCAGCCACCCCGACGCCAUCAACGUGUACCAGGAGGCCCAGAAGCUCACCUUCCGGAUGGCCAUCCGCGUCCUGCUGGGCUUCAGCAUCCCCGAGGAGGACCUCACGCACCUCUUUGAAGUCUUCCAGCAGUUCGUAGAGAACGUCUUCUCCCUGCCUGUGGACCUGCCCUUCAGUGGCUACCGUAGGGGCAUCCAAGCUCGCCACACCCUGCAGAAAGGGCUCGAGAAGGCGAUCCGGGAGAAGCUGCAGAGCACCCAGGGCAAGGACUACUCGGACGCUCUGGACAUCCUCAUUGAGAGCAGCAAAGAACACGGCAAAGAGAUGACCAUGCAGGAACUGAAGGAUGGGACCCUGGAGCUGAUCUUUGCAGCCUACGCCACCACGGCCAGCGCCAGCACCUCCCUGAUCAUGCAGCUGCUGAAGCACCCCAACGUGCUGGAGAAACUGAGGGAGGAACUGCGUGCUAAUGGCAUCCUACACAAUGGCUGCGUGUGCGAGGGCUCCCUGCGGCUCGACACGCUCAUCGGACUGCACUACCUGGACUGCGUCAUCAAGGAGGUCAUGCGCCUCUUCACGCCCAUCUCUGGUGGCUACCGCACGGUGCUGCAGACCUUCGAACUGGAUGGUUUCCAGAUCCCCAAGGGCUGGAGCGUGAUGUAUAGCAUCCGGGACACGCACGACACGGCUCCGGUCUUCAAGGACGUCGACAUGUUCGAUCCUGACCGCUUCAGCCAGGCCCGGAGCGAAGACAAGGACGGCCGCUUCCACUACCUCCCCUUCGGCGGAGGGGUCCGGACAUGCCUGGGCAAACACCUGGCCAAGCUCUUCCUGAAGGUGCUGGCGGUGGAGCUGGCCAGCACCAGCCGAUUCGAGCUGGCCACCCGGACAUUCCCGAGGAUCACCCUGGUCCCGGUCCUCCACCCCGUGGAUGGCCUCAGCGUCAAGUUCUUCGGCCUGGACUCCAACCAGAACAAGAUUCUCACCGAGACCGAGGCCAUGCUGGGGGCCACCGUCUAA